AUGGCUGAAAGCGCCGAUGGCCCCGACGGCCUCGAUGAACUCUAUCUACACCGCGAUUUCCUUGGAGGGAGUACUGACCUCGUGAGCUCCUCCUGGAGCCAAGCUUCAGGCUACUUUCCCAACUUCAGCGGCGGUGGCAACCUCCCUUUCGGCCUUUACAACCCGUUCCCGGCCACUGAAGCUUCCGCGGACCUUGAACUGGCUGAUCCCGAGGCGGGCUAUCGCAAUGACGUCGACGUCCGGGGGAGUGCCAGCAGCUGGGAAGAGGGCUUCUGGAAUACGCCCUCUGGCAGCCAAGUCGGCAACGAGCUUGAAGAAUUCUUUGGUCAGCCUCAGACGAACCAAGUUGCAUCGCUCCAGCAGACUCUAGAUACUCGCUUCACUACUCAGAUCACGCCUUCACAAGCUCGACAAACGCCACAGAGAGUUUUCAAACAGGAGAACUCACCGACACGGCCGUCCGCACAGCACGACUACAGCUAUACCACACAUCAUAGCAUCACCAUGCCUCAGUACGGCCCCCCAACACCACUUGGCAGCUUCACCAGCGCUGCGGUUGGGCAGGUCCCUGGUCAGCUGGUCGCUCCGCCAUCGCCGACCUCGCCUUUCAGGCGCAAACGGCGAUCGUCCUCAUCCAACUCAUCUGCGUCCAUCCCCUCCCCAACGUCCACUCACACCAUAGAUGACAACAAUUCCACCGUCUCCGGUCGUGGAGGCGGCAUUUCCAAGCCCAAGAAACGCAUGAUCAAGCAGCAGCCCAACCGCAGUAAGGCGCCAAUGACUGCCCAACAGGAAACCCUCCGUCAGCUCAUCGACGCCGAAGGUACUGGUAUCUUCCACCAGCACAUACCCUCGGCGGAGAUCGGCGCCGCCAACCACGCUGAGCUGAUGCGCAUGUAUGCCAAGGAGCCCGCCGUUUGCACCGACCCGUCCACGGACGACACCUUCCCCGUGUGUACCGAGCAAGAGCAGAUGUACAUCCGCGACAUGUACAACGCUGUCUGGGACUGGUCUGACUACGGCGAGAUGAGCAAGACACUAGGUGUGGCCAGCAUGGCCGCGUGGCGCGAGGCCAUGGCACUGCCGGAGGGAGACCUGCACAGAGCGCAACUGCUCCAACAGGUGCCGUCGCGCAAGGAGCAACAGAAGAAGGUCCUAAGCCGGGUACUAUCCGACUACAUCGUAGAAGAGAUUUGCUGGCGUUUGCUUGAGUCCUACGCGACGUUUCGGGACCGCGUGGCCGCCAUCUGCGACAGCCUGCGCGCCUCCAAGCAGCUCGUCAAGUCACUGCUCAGCGCCGGCAAUGGCUGGUGCAAGCGCAUCGCAAACAAUCCGAAGGGCGAGUUCACCCACAAGGUGAACAACAUGAAGGUCAACCGCCGCAAGAACGAGCGUCUGCGGGAGGCAACAAGCAUGCAGAAGAAGGAGGAGGAAUGA
Cordyceps fumosorosea ARSEF 2679 is the source of this 1437-nucleotide messenger RNA. RefSeq lists its product as hypothetical. Bases 1 to 1437 code for a protein of 478 amino acids. The transcript has 3 exons. The record is from RefSeq and is a predicted model, not a curated record. Lineage: Eukaryota; Fungi; Ascomycota; Sordariomycetes; Hypocreales; Cordycipitaceae.